CUUAAAGCCGGGGACAUAUUCCAUCUUUCAACUCUUCUAUUACUCCCCACUCAUCGACGUCGAGAUCUCUUCACUUCUUCGACAAAUAUCACAACCUCUGUACUCUCUCUCAGUCAACCAACAAACCAAAUCACAAACCAAAUCACCACACAAAUAAAUCACUAUGGCUCGCAACCGAUCCGCAGGCCGCCCCGCGCCUCGCCCUGUCGCCCGUCCCACCGUAGCCCCCAAGGCCGCGCCCACCCAGCAGACCCGACCCGCCGCGACAUACGCAGCUCCGACGCAACACGGCCCAGGCGCCGCGGCACCUCCAGCUGCGCAGGGCUCGCAGGGUCCCGGUCUUUUCGGCCAGAUGGCCAGCACUGCUGCCGGUGUAGCAGUCGGAUCCUCCAUCGGCCACGCAAUCGGCGGUUUCUUCGGCGGCGGUUCCUCCGCCCCGGCUGAGGCCGCUGCUCCCGAGCAGACUAACGCGCAAUCGCAGAACUCGCAGUGGGGCAACAACUGCGCUGGCGCUACGACGAACUUCACCAAGUGCAUGGACGAUAACCAGGGAAACAUGCAAAUUUGCGGAUGGUACCUCGAACAGCUCAAGGCUUGCCAGGCUGCUGCUAGCCAGUACUAGAUGCUUAAUAGAAGGGGAGUGUAUGGUGUUGGGCUGCGUAGUGGAUGAAGAAUGAACGACGUGCAUGAACACGUAGUUCGAUGUCCUUGGACGAGCAAUCUUGCACAUUGACGGUAUAGGGCCGGUUCAAGAAAAGUGGAACGCAUUGUUCACCGAGCACCGAGUAGAGGAUUUGGAGGGAGGGUAUUACGAUUAAAAGAAACUCCUACCAAGUGUACAACAUGAUCAACCUAUCCGUUCCCAGAUUGCCACAAUAGUUUCUCUUGUCCGUCUAUAUGCUGUGGAAACGAUCCGUCUCAUCACGCAUUUAGUCAGUCGACUCGUCCUCAUCUCUGCGAGGCUCGAAACUCAACUACGAAAUGUUAAUAAUCCAUCCUC
Molecule: messenger RNA, 1000 nt
Organism: Pseudomassariella vexata
Lineage: Eukaryota; Fungi; Ascomycota; Sordariomycetes; Amphisphaeriales; Pseudomassariaceae
Exons: 2
Coding region: 164-622 (152 amino acids)
Biological process (GO): mitochondrion organization
Cellular component (GO): nucleus; mitochondrion
Source: RefSeq, a predicted model, not a curated record